AUGCUUUUCCGAGACCUUGAAUUUUUGAUUUCAAAGCUUAGCUUUUGCGCAAGCUUCACCCUGAAUUUUUUUGUGAUCUACCUCACCUUGUUUUAUAUCGAGAGAGUUUUUGAAACAUAUCGAAUAAUGAUCGUUGCUUUUGCAUCAUUGGGCAUUAUUUACUCAGGACUGGAAGUUUUUAUAAAACCAUAUCUCCACGUCUACAACAAUUGUAUUUUGUACUUUAGUUUGUCCACGUGGAUUUCUGCAAAACCUCUUUUGCCGUGGCUUUUUGCAAUUUGGUCAGGAAUGUAUUUGGUGGUUAUUGCAUUCAUUUCCAUCCAGUUUAUCUAUAGAUUCAUGAAUUUUUUCAAUCCAAGAAAAAUGAGGAUGUUCAAAGGGGUUCGAGUGAUUUUCUGGUUAGCAUAUCCAUUGGUUCCUGGUGCAAUUCAGGUUGGAGCAUUGUUCAUCUUUUGUUCUCCGGAUGAAUAUUCAACUGUUACUUUGAGAGAGAUAGUCCUCGAAACCUACGAUUUAAUGAUCAGCGACGUUGUCAGGUUUCCAAUAAUACCAUAUGACGCUGAUGGAGCUUGGAGAUUCAACAAUGCAUGUUUCCUUCUUACAUGCGUACUACUAAUUUUUGGUCACUACUCGAUUAUUAUAUUCUGUGGACUCAAAAUGCACUUGAAUAUGACGCAGCAACUCAAAAAGUUUUCGAAAACAAACGGCGAACUUCAACGUCAAUUUUUCAAGGCACUAGUUUUCCAGUGCAUCGGACCAACCCUAUUCUUGAUUUUACCAAUUGCACCUAUCCUGCUAGCAAAUAUAGCUUACCGAUUUUGGAAACUAGAAGUCAACUGGAAAGCCGGAUGGAUAUUCUCUAUAAUUGGGUUGUAUCCUCCAUUCGAUAGUAUUUCAUUCAUAAUUAUUGUUUCCGAAUAUCGAAAUGUGAUAAGAGAUCGGUACUGGGAUACGUUUUUUGGAAGCUCAAAGAGGAAUAAAACACGUGGAAACUACACCAAUUCGCCGAUUAGAUUGGAAAUUGACAGUGUUAUGAAUUAA
Messenger RNA from Caenorhabditis elegans, 1041 nucleotides. RefSeq names its product Seven TM Receptor (gene str-73). The record is from RefSeq and is marked reviewed. NCBI's taxonomy places the organism in Eukaryota, Metazoa, Nematoda, Chromadorea, Rhabditida, Rhabditidae. Bases 1 to 1041 code for a protein of 346 amino acids. The transcript has 3 exons.